UUUGUAUAACUUAACUGUCUGGUCUCUGUUCACACAACUGAUACAGAAUUUCUUCUGAACUUACAGUCAUCUUGUGAGGUCAUGUCAGACGAGAGUCUAAGUGGAGGAGAUUGUGUGGAUGCCAGACAAGCGAUCAUUGAGUUUGUGGGACCGAUUCUUACAGAUCAUGGAGUGGAUCAAGCAGAUGUAAAAGAUGAUUUACAUGCUUUUAAAUACAAUAUGAAGUAUCCCAGCGUGGGACAGUGUGUCAUCAUCAACAACAAGAAUUUCCACAAACAAACAGGAAUGGGAGUUCGUAACGGAACAGACGUGGAUGCAAAGAAAGUGAUGGAGGUCUUCUUAAACCUGGGCUUUAAAAUCAGCAUUAGCAAUGACCAAACUGCCUCACAGAUGAAGGAUUUGUUAACUAAAGUAUCUAAGAGUGAUCACAGUCGUUCGGCCAUGUUUGUCUGUGUGUUGUUGAGUCAUGGAGAUGAUGGAGUGAUCUACGGCACAGAUGGCUCUAUAGAGCUUAAAGAUCUCUUUCAGGUCUUCAGAGGAGAUCGCUGCUCCACGCUGGUUGGAAAACCCAAACUUUUCUUCAUCCAGGCUUGCAGAGGGACAGGUCUGGAUCCUGGCGUUGAGACUGACUCAGCGGGACAAAGCAGAAUUCCUGUUGAGGCAGAUUUUCUGUAUGCAUACUCCACUGUAGCAGGUUAUUAUUCCUGGAGGAACGCUAGUAAAGGUUCAUUUUUCAUUUCAUCGCUGUGUGAAAUGUUAUCGAAAUAUGGCAGGCAACUGGAGAUCAUCCAGAUCCUGACACGUGUCAACCACAGGGUGGCUCUGGACUUUGAAUCCUCCAGUCAGGCUGGAUUUGAUAGCAUGAAACAGAUGCCCUGCAUUGUGUCUAUGCUCACCAAAGAGCUUUAUUUCCCUUAAUAACGCAACAUAUUGUGAACACUUUUGAAUUAUUUUAAAAUGCUUGAUGACAGAAAAGAUCUUGAGUAUUCAGAAUAAAUUUGCAAAAUGUUUACGUUGCUGAAUUUGACAGAUACAGCAUCAGGCUGCAUUAAAACACCAGGAUUUUUAUCAUGACAAACAUUUACUUUGGUAGUUUGUGUGUUUUUAUUAUUUUUGCUAGGAUUAUUUUGUUAUGGCAUAGCCUACACAGUGUGUGUGCAAAAAGCUUUUACACAUAAAUUAAAAACCAAACGGGAAGCAGUGCAUGUCGGAUUAUUCUUUUAAAUGCUUUGUUUACAGAAGACUCACAACCAGAUAAAAAAUAAUUAUAAAAGCAGUACAGUUUAAUCAAUUAAAAAAGACAAAAAGCCUAUCCAGUGACAUUAACUCUAAAACAAUCUUAAAUAAACAAUCCCAGAGGCCACAUCACUGCCACAUCCAAAUCGCCAGAAAGUGUCCAAAUGCUGCUAUACAUUUUGAAAAGUAUAUCGAUUGUUUCAUUAUUUAAAACCUAACAAUAGUCUUUUAAGCGAGUUAAGGCACUGUUUUGAAUAUGCGCUAUUGAUUUUAAAUUUAGUUAGGCCUGUAUAAUGCAAUGACAUUCAUACAUACACUAGUUGCCAGUAACUUACUGUAAAUUUUACAUUUAUGUAAUUUACUGCCAACAGUUUGUUCAAAGUUAAAUGAACAUGAACGUUUUCAGUCUAUAUUUUCUACAGUAUGUUACUGGCAACCAAUGGCAUAAUUACAGCUAUUUUUUACAGUGAAAGGUAUACUUGUUUGGUCACUCCCAGACAGGGAUUAUCUUAAACCAGGACUAGGCCUUAGGUUAAUUAGGAAAUAAAAUUAGUUUUAACACACAUACCUUACUAAAAACAUUACUUGUGUGCAUUUUGAGGCAAAACAAAGGGUACUGAUUAUCAAGUUGUUUUCAGUUUGGAUAGCUCUUACUAAUUUUUAAGUCUAGGCCCAGUGGGGCGGUUUCCCGAACAGGGUUUAAGUCUAGUCCUGGACUAAAAU
This is a messenger RNA of Paramisgurnus dabryanus, 1959 nucleotides long. NCBI's taxonomy places the organism in Eukaryota, Metazoa, Chordata, Actinopteri, Cypriniformes, Cobitidae. The record is from RefSeq and is a predicted model, not a curated record.